CCGGGGUUUGGCGGCGCCAGAGCAGCGGAUCUCGGUGUCGCCGCGGCAGCCGCGCCGGUGUCGCGCGCGGCCUGAAGACGCCGUACCUUUCUGCCCCCCACCUUUUUUUUUUUUUUUUUUUAAAUAACCGGAACCAAUGAACGUAGCUGGGACCCGAGCUCCAGAGGCCGCCGGUGCCGAGGGGACCAGGCUGGCGCCCGGCAGGAGCCCGCGGCGGGGGCGGCCCGAGGAGGCGGCGGCGGCGGCGGCGGCGCCUCACGGAGCGGGCGAGUGGCCGGCGGUCGCGGCGCCCGCUCCUCUCCCGCGCCCUCAUCCCGCCGCGGCGCCCGGCCCGGCCUCGGGCUGGCGGCGGCGCUGGGCUGCGCUGCUCUUGCUCGGGCUGCUGGUGGCCGGAGCGGCGCACGGAUGCGAGUUGGGGCCGAGGCACCUCCGCGGGCGGCGGGCGUCGGGCUCUGCCGGGGCGGGAGCCUCCUCUUCCUCCGCGGCGGCGGGCGAGAGCCCGGCGCUCAUGACAGAUCCCUGCAUGUCCCUGAGCCCACCGUGCUUUACAGAAGAAGAUAGAUUUAGCCUGGAAGCGCUUCAAACAAUACACAAACAAAUGGAUGACGACAAGGACGGGGGGAUUGAAGUAGACGAAAGUGAUGAAUUUAUCAGAGAAGAUAUGAAAUACAAAGAUGCUACUAAUAAACACAGCCAUCUGCACAGGGAGGAUAAGCAUAUAACUGUGGAGGACUUAUGGAAACAAUGGAAAACAUCAGAAGUUCAUAAUUGGACCCUUGAGGAUACGCUUCAGUGGUUGAUAGAAUUUGUUGAGCUACCCCAGUAUGAGAAGAAUUUCAGAGACAAUAAUGUCAAAGGAACAACGCUUCCCAGGAUAGCAGUACAUGAGCCUUCAUUUAUGAUCUCCCAAUUGAAAAUCAGUGACCGGAGUCACAGACAAAAGCUGCAACUCAAGGCACUGGAUGUGGUUUUGUUCGGACCUCUUACACGCCCCCCUCAUAACUGGAUGAAGGAUUUCAUCCUCACGGUUUCUAUAGUAAUUGGUGUUGGAGGGUGCUGGUUUGCUUACACACAGAAUAAGACAUCAAAAGAACAUGUUGCAAAAAUGAUGAAAGACUUAGAGAGUCUGCAAACAGCAGAGCAGAGUCUAAUGGACUUACAAGAAAGACUUGAAAAGGCACAAGAAGAAAACAGAAAUGUGGCUGUAGAGAAGCAAAACCUGGAGCGCAAAAUGAUGGAUGAAAUCAAUUACGCCAAGGAGGAGGCCUGCAGGCUGAGAGAGCUCAGGGAGGGAGCGGAGUGUGAGCUGAGUCGGCGUCAGUAUGCAGAGCAGGAGCUGGAGCAGGUCCGUAUGGCUCUAAAAAAGGCUGAAAAAGAAUUUGAGCUGAGAAGCAGCUGGUCUGUUCCAGAUGCACUCCAGAAAUGGCUUCAGUUAACACAUGAAGUGGAAGUUCAGUACUACAAUAUUAAAAGACAGAAUGCUGAAAUGCAGUUAGCUAUUGCUAAGGACGAGGCAGAAAAAAUUAAGAAGAAGAGAAGCACCGUCUUCGGGACUCUGCACGUUGCACACAGCUCCUCCCUCGAUGAGGUAGACCACAAGAUCCUGGAGGCGAAGAAAGCGCUCUCCGAGCUGACGACCUGUCUGCGGGAACGGCUCUUUCGCUGGCAGCAGAUUGAGAAGAUUUGCGGCUUUCAGAUAGCCCAUAACUCGGGACUCCCCAGCCUGACCUCUUCCCUUUAUUCAGAUCACAGCUGGGUGGUGAUGCCCAGAGUCUCCAUUCCUCCCUAUCCGAUUGCCGGAGGGGUUGAUGACUUAGAUGAGGAUACACCCCCAAUCGUGUCACAGUUUCCUGGGACCAUGGCUAAACCCGCUGGAUCGCUGGCCAGAAGCAGUAGCUUGUGUCGCUCUCGUCGCAGCAUUGUGCCGUCCUCGCCGCAGUCUCAGCGAGCCCAGCCUCCCCCGCACGCUGCUCACCCGCCGCACGCGCGGCACCCCCACCUCCCCCAGCACACGCAGCACUCGUUGCCUUCCCCUGAUCCAGAUAUCCUCUCCGUGUCAAGCUGCCCUGCGCUCUAUCGCAAUGAGGAGGAGGAGGAGGCCAUCUACUUCUCAGCUGAAAAGCAAUGGGAAGUGCCGGACACAGCCUCCGAAUGUGACUCCUUAAACUCUUCCAUUGGAAGGAAACAGUCUCCUCCAUCAAGCCUGGAGAUAUACCAGACGUUGUCCUCGCGGAAGGUCUCCCGGGACGAGCUCUCCCUGGAGGACUCCUCCCGCGGAGAGUCACCCGUCACGGCAGAUCUCUCCAGGGGCUCCCCUGAUUGCGCAGGGCUGACGGAGACCAAGAGCAUGAUCUUCAGUCCCGCCAGCAAGGUGUACAACGGCAUCCUGGAGAAGUCGUGUAGCAUGAACCAGCUUUCCAGUGGCAUCCCGGUGCCCAAGCCGCGCCACACGUCCUGUUCCUCAGCUGGCAACGACAGUAAAGCGGCCCAGGAAGCCCCCACGGUCGCCAGGAUCGGCAGCAUCCCACAUGACCUUUGUCACAACGGAGAGAAAAGCAAAAAGCCAUCAAAAAUCAAAAGCCUUUUUAAGAAGAAAUCGAAGUGACCUGACAGCCUCCGUGGAAUCGCAUCCAAGUGGCAUCUGUAAACUUUUACCUCCCACCCCCCACUCCUGGUUUUUUUUGUUUGUUUUCAUUUUAGGAAUGUUACCCCUGUUGGGGCUCUCGGGACCGGGGUAGGCCCCAGUGGAACGUCCCUAAGGGCCACUGUCUACUGCCUGCUUACUUAAAUGACUAUACAGUCGACUCGUCAAGGCAGUUAGUAUUGAAAAAUCAAGAGAGGAGACAGUUUACAGUCACUUCUGCCUAUUUAUUUCUGCUUUGUUAUUAGUGAUGUAAAUACAAUAUUUCGUUGAGAGCCACUAUGGACUUACAAGCUUUAAUGGACUCGUAAGCCAGCAUGGGCUUGCCAAAAUUUCUUGUUUACCAGAGCAUCUUCUUAUCUUUCCACAGAGCUUAUUUACAUCCUGGACUGACUAACUUAAAAGAAGUAAAACCAAUUGCACUACUGUUUUCCAGACUGGAAAAAAAAAAAUCUGCAAGUGAAACUGUAUAGAGUUUAUAUUAUAAAAAUGACUAUGGAUAAGGGGACUGUUUUCACUUUUAGAUCAAAAUGGGUUUUUAAGUAGAACCUAGGGUUUCUAAUUGACUUGAUUUCUGGAAAUGAAAACCCAUGCUUUUAUUAUGGGAAGCUUCUUUAAAUGCAUUUACUAUUACAGAGUUUCAAGUUCUGCUGUAAAGAUCAUGUCGUUUCGUUUUCCCCAGGGCUUUCACUGUGAUUUACUGCAUUGCAGGCUGUAUGAUAAAAUAUAAAUAAUUUAAAGAGAGAAGGCUCUUGAUUCCUUAUGCAAGCGGAAGAGUUGAAACUUGAUCGAAGGACUUAAAACAUUCACAAGCUUAAACCGAGGCGGGGGGGUGUGGGGAUUCAGGCACUUGUUUACAGACUUUGAAUAACUGCAAAGGAUUUAUGGUUUGUGAGAAAUUUGUACUGUGGAAAAGAUAAUAAAUUGGAGACGUUCUUGCGUGGGAUUGUGCUGAUUUUUGUUGAUAACACUCCACUAAAAACACUGUAUGUUUCCUGGAGAGCUGUGUAAACUGUCUUACUGCUUAAUUGCAAUAUAAGAAAGAGUGAUGUUUCAGAAGUAAGUUGUCAACAAAUUUCUUUCUAUUUUAUAUUGUUUGUCAUAUUUUUAUGUAGUUUGAAAUGUUUAAAUGUUCUAAUAUCAAGAUUAACAAAUAUAAAUUUAUGGUGCAUUUA
Lepus europaeus (European hare) is the source of this 3816-nucleotide messenger RNA. RefSeq names its product stromal interaction molecule 2 (gene STIM2). Gene Ontology annotation, molecular function: calcium ion binding; calcium channel regulator activity; protein binding. Bases 137 to 2605 code for a protein of 822 amino acids. The record is from RefSeq and is a predicted model, not a curated record. The transcript is spliced from 12 exons. Gene Ontology annotation, biological process: intracellular calcium ion homeostasis; store-operated calcium entry; activation of store-operated calcium channel activity. Gene Ontology annotation, cellular component: endoplasmic reticulum; plasma membrane. Lineage: Eukaryota; Metazoa; Chordata; Mammalia; Lagomorpha; Leporidae.